AUGGGAACUGCAAUGCUACAUUUGCUCCCAAAAAGGAUGCACAGGGUACAGGACAAGGAUCAACACAAGCUCAGCUUCACGUUCAAUGACAUCAAGCAUUGUUUUGUUGGCUGUUCUUUCGGCCUCAAGGAUAUCAGUGAACGUUACAAUGCUGUACUCAAACGCUUGUUGCAUGGUCUUCCUUAUGUUGCCUCCUUUGUUGACGACAUCGUCAUCUUUUCCAAUUCUCUCGUGGAACACGCUCAACAUGUUCAAACCGUUAUCCACAAACUUACGAGUGUCAAUCUCAUCCUCAAUCCUGAGAAAUGUCAUUUUGCUCGACGCUGUGUCUAUCUUUUCGGCUAUUGUGUCAGUGCUGAAGGUCGUGCUCUGGAUCCACGCAAAGUAACCAAUGUUGCUAAGUGGCCUACUCCUAGAACGGGUAAAGACAUCCAAUGCUUCCUUGGUGCUGCCCACUUCUUUGGUGAACACAUCCCAUGCUACUCCAACCUCUCUCAUCCUCUCAACCAGUUGCGCAAUACUGGUGAUGUUCAAGACCUUUGGACAAGCGAACAUGAUCAAGCUUUCGAAAACAUCAAGGCCGCUAUGGAAGAAGCUCCCGUUCUUAGCCCACCCGAUUUGCGUCAUCCUUUUUGUGUUGCGACUGAUGCAUCCAAGAAUGGUAUCGGUGCUGUGCUUCAUCAAGUCAUCAACGCUCGAUAUCACUAUAUCGGUUUCAUGGCUCGUUCUCUCACCAAGGCGGAGCCUAACUAUUCUACCACCAAGCGUGAGUUAUUGGCCAUCGUAUGUGAGCGUUCAUUUCGAGGAUCCGCACAUUUCAAGAUUCGAAAAUGGACUAGGACAUUUCAAGUACCCGGAAUGUACUAG
This is a messenger RNA of Lichtheimia ornata, 867 nucleotides long. RefSeq lists its product as uncharacterized. The record is from RefSeq and is a predicted model, not a curated record. NCBI's taxonomy places the organism in Eukaryota, Fungi, Mucoromycota, Mucoromycetes, Mucorales, Lichtheimiaceae. The coding region runs from base 1 to 867 and encodes 288 amino acids. The transcript has 2 exons.